GGGCCCGGCGAGCGGGUGGACGGCGGGGACGGGGCGCGGGGGCCGCGCGUUGGUACCUGGCACCAGCAUUCUCCCCUUGGCUCUGCCUGUGAAGAAUGGCUAUGGAAGAUCCUGAGAGGAAGACUGAAGUGGUGCUGCUGGCCUGUGGGUCCUUCAACCCCAUCACCAACAUGCACCUGAGGCUGUUUGAGCUGGCUAAAGACUAUUUCCAUGAAACAGGAAAAUACAAAGUAAUCAAGGGCAUCAUUUCACCAGUGGGUGAUGCAUAUAAGAAGAAAGGUCUGAUCAGUGCAAAUCACCGAGUGACAAUGGCAAAACUGGCUACAAAAAACUCGGAUUGGGUGGAAGUUGAUGAUUGGGAAAGCAGCCAGAGUGAGUGGUUGGAAACACUAAAAGUUUUAAGGUACCAUCAUCAAAAGCUUUUACCUCCUGAUGCCACUAACAGUCUGGAGGAUGCUGUGCCCUUAACAAAGCUGGGACGAAAGAGGAAACAGGAACCAAAUAGGCACGAACCCGUUAAAAAGAAAAAUCGGAGUCCAGAUAUAAAAAGUGUCCCCCAGGUUAAACUGCUCUGUGGAAGCGACAUGCUGGAAUCUUUUGGGAUCCCCAAUCUGUGGAAGUUGGAGGACAUCGCUGAAAUUGUGGAAAAGCACGGCCUGGUGUGCAUCAGCAGGGCUGGGAACAACGCUCAGAAGUUCAUCUACGAGUCUGAUAUUUUGUGGAGACACAAGAACAACAUUCACCUGGUGGAGGAAUGGAUCACAAACGACAUCUCCUCCACCAAGAUCCGGAGGGCCCUGCGGAGGGGGCAGAGCAUCCGCUACCUGGUGCCUGAUGUGGUUCGAGCUUACAUUGAGAAGAACAACCUGUACAGCCCCGAGAGUGAGGACAGGAAUGCUGGGGUGGUCUUGGCUCCCUUACAGAAAAAUGCAAGUGACUCCAAGAACUAACAGGCACUGAACAACUAACUCACUGUCUGCUGGGAAAAAAGCUACGGUUCGGUGCAGGAGAGUGUUUUCUGGGGGUUGGUUCAUUUUUUUUGGUACAUAGUGGGCUAAUUCCAUGGCUUUAGUGCAUCUGUAGUUGCUGUUGAGGUUUGGUGCACUCAAGGAUUGGACCUCCACAAUCUUUUUCAAGUCCCAUAGUAAGAUUUAAACAUUUAAACAUUUAGUCACAGUGCACUGAAGUGAGUAGAAGAAUUCACACCAGCAUAUAAGAAUUGCAAAUUAAUAAGCAAAACAAAUGAAAAUGUUCUGAUUGGUUUUAAUUCGAACUGCUCCGACUGCUAUUUAUAAAAUACUAACACAAAUAUUUUUGAUAACUUACAGCGUCUUAACAAAGCUAUUUAAUUUCUAAGGUACCAUUUACUGGUAGUAAAUCUGUGGAGCUGUAAUUGCCAACAUGUGGUUCAUCUUAAAGAAAUUAUUUAACUCUAUUCUGGCGGGGACAAAUUUCCUCCUGGCUGAAGUGGUGCUGGGUACAGCCUGCUUGGAGCUGCCUGAUUUUCAAAUAUGCAGCUGCUUGUUUGCCAUCAUGCAGUUUGGUCCCAGAAAUGUCUUGUGCUUCACUCUUCUAUUCAUGUUUCCAGGGCUGUAGUUAAGCUCAGUAUUGUUUCUGAUGGAAGGACAAACCGACCUCAGAAACUGAUGUAUAGCCACUGAUUUGGUAGAUAGAAAUUAAUAAUAGUGCCAUUGCACUGAUUCUCAGACGGUUGUCCCUUUAUUACAAAUAAUAAAUGUCUUUCAAAUAAUAAAAUAUCUUUUAUGUUUGAGCCAUGAGGACAAUAUAAUGGUAUAUAGCCAGAAUUGUUUUCUGUUACUGCAGUUGAGAGGAAAUGGUAGGAAAUUAGUACUGUACAUAAGUGAAAUGUUCUUCUUUGCUAGAAAUCUGGGUUUGAGUCUAACAGUGUAUUGCCUGUAUUAUGUGAAUAUAAGCUGGAGAGGCACUGUGAAUGAUGUGGUGAUAGAAUUCUACCUCCAUUUAUUUGCUGCCAUCCCAUUUUUGUUUGGAUUAUGUGCCUUAUUACAAAUGUCAAGGCUUCCAAGCCACUCUCUAAUGGGUCAGCAGCUCUUUCAUAGCUCUCCACAAGAUGACUCUGGUCACCUUUUCCAGAUGAACAAAUCCAGCCCAGUGUGAGCCUCUCAGGGCAGGAGGCCAAGAUGCUCUUGGGCAAGUCUAGAACCAGGGACACGUUCCAGGGUCAUAACUGCCUGAGCUGACUGCAGACAACUGUACUGGUGAUGGGGCCUGGGAAAGGGCCCAUCUCCUUUCCUCUCUUGCUCACUGUCUGUCUUUAGGACUGAUGAGAACAGAGGGCAGGAAGGAGUUACUUUGAGCCCUCAAGUCAAGCAGUGUGCUGCUGAAUAAACAGCAGAUCCUUCUAAUGGGACAGCACCCUGUUGAGGUGGUCAUUUUUCAGAGUAAAACUGCACUUUAAGUCUAGGUUUAUUCUUCUUAACAAUGAUGCUGGUGUGUGUUGGUGCUCUUUGUGUAAUUGUAGAGAAACUGCAAAUUCAGUAGGAUUUCUUUAUAAAGCUUUGGUCUUCAGUUUUAUUUCGCUGGAGUUUAAUGUGUGGUGAGUCUUUCAAUAAAAUAAAUUGCAUGUAAUAUG
Molecule: messenger RNA, 2611 nt
Organism: Lepidothrix coronata (blue-crowned manakin)
Lineage: Eukaryota; Metazoa; Chordata; Aves; Passeriformes; Pipridae
Gene: NMNAT1
Product: nicotinamide nucleotide adenylyltransferase 1
Exons: 5
Coding region: 96-950 (284 amino acids)
Biological process (GO): NAD+ biosynthetic process
Molecular function (GO): nicotinate-nucleotide adenylyltransferase activity; nicotinamide-nucleotide adenylyltransferase activity
Source: RefSeq, a predicted model, not a curated record